AUGGUGGGGAAAAAAGCCGUUAUUAGUAAGCUUUAUCCCCCGGAUAACGGCACGGUGCUGGACUCUGAGCUCAUGCAUGCUCAAGAGGAUUUCGGAAGCUCUUCAGGAAUUCAAGUAGUGACGGUCAACGCGCAGAUCAAUGAUGUUCAACACCAGGAGAGGUUGGAUGAGAUCAUCCAAGCAAACCGGCUGAUUAAAGUAAGAGAUGUCAAUGAAAUGCUAGAGAUUUCUGUAGGGAGUGCUCAGUAUAUUAUCCAUGAUGUGUUGGGUUAUAGGAAAGUGUGUGCACGGUGGGUUCCCUACAUGUUGUCACCGGAGCUGAAAUUGAACCGAAGUCAAUUGAAGGAGUACCUCAAACGAAAACGUUAUGCAGAUGACGAUGAAGUUCAAGAAGAUGUGCGUCGUUGGUUCAGAGGAAAACAACAUGAAUUCUUCGCCGACAGCAUGCGGCAACAUAUUCGACGUUGGCGGAUCUGCAUCGACAAAGAAGGCAACUAUGUUGAAAAGUAA
Messenger RNA from Aplysia californica (California sea hare), 510 nucleotides. RefSeq lists its product as uncharacterized. Gene Ontology annotation, molecular function: nucleic acid binding. The transcript is spliced from 3 exons. The coding region runs from base 1 to 510 and encodes 169 amino acids. NCBI's taxonomy places the organism in Eukaryota, Metazoa, Mollusca, Gastropoda, Aplysiida, Aplysiidae. The record is from RefSeq and is a predicted model, not a curated record.